CUGGCAACACGCAGGGGGGUUACAGUGUGGAUUGUGGUCCUACAGAUAAAAAGUUCGCAGGGGAUAUUCUAGCGCACAGGAGGAAAAGUCGUUGAGAACAUGGCAAACAAACCACAGCAGCCUCCCCACCUUCAUCUGGCGGAAUUGAGCGCCACCCAGUUCAUCGACAUCUGGAACCAUUUCGAUACGGACGGCAAUGGCUACAUUGAGGGCAAGGAACUGGAGAACUUCUUCAGGGAGUUGGAGAUUGCACGGAGAGGGGCCGGAGUGGACCCAUCAAACUCCACUUUCAGAGAGAAGAUGAAGGAGUUUAUGCAGAAGUUUGACAAGAACGCAGAUGGGAGAAUUGAGAUGUCAGAGCUGGCUCAGAUUUUGCCCACGGAGGAGAACUUCCUGCUUUGCUUCAGAGAGUUUGUUGGAUCCAGUUCUGAGUUCAUGGCGGCUUGGCGACGAUACGAUACAGAUCGCAGUGGGUACAUUGAAGCUAAUGAACUGAAGGGAUUCCUCUCAGACCUGCUGAAGAAAGCCAACAGACACUACGAUGACCAGAAGCUUCAUGAGUACACACAGACAAUACUCAAGAUGUUUGAUCUAAACGGAGAUGGGAAGCUGGGCCUGUCAGAAAUGGCGAGGCUUCUCCCAGUUAAGGAAAAUUUCUUACUGAAGUUCCAGGGUAUCAAACUGACCUCUGAGCAGUUCAAUGCUAUCUUUGCAUUCUACGACAAGGAUGGAAAUGGCUACAUUGAUGAGCAGGAGCUUGAUGCUCUGUUGCGUGACCUCUAUGAAAAGAACAAAAAGGAGGUGGACACCAAAAACCUGAUUGACUACAAGAAGAGCAUCAUGGCCCUGUCGGACGGAGGGAAGUUGUACCGCUCCGAGCUGGAGAUUGUGCUCUGCAGGGAGCCCAUGCUGUGAACCCUGACAACCAUCGCUGUCUGUUUUUUGACCUCCAUGACCUUAUCUGCCCAUCCCCAGAUCACACCCACCCACCAGCUGCUUGGCGACUGUAACCUGGUGCAUGUGCCGGUCACUCCCUUCAUGAGUUUUGAAUGAAUGUGCAACUGAGAAGCACAAACCAGCUCUCCCUCAGAUCCCCUGUCCCCACUCGUCCCUGCAGACUGACCCAGCUAUUACGUUGCCCCUCAAAUUCUACAUUUAACAAAAUGAAUAAAGAUGAUAAAGGUACUUCUGAUAAUUAUGAUUGCAAUGUGAACAGGAGAGGAAUGAAAAUGAAUAUAAUAGGAUUAUUUAUUCUGAAUGUUUGGUUUGACUUUUCUCCUCUCUUUUUUCUCUGUUUCAUCUGGUGUUUCAUCGUUAAAUUAUUAUCCUGUUACAUUUAGAUUUUUGAGGUUGGGUUUUCUGGCUGAUACUGUUAUAAUGAGGAUAUUAUCGAAAGCAUUAAUUAAAGAUAUCUUACGAUUAA
Oncorhynchus tshawytscha (Chinook salmon) is the source of this 1423-nucleotide messenger RNA. Its product is annotated as calretinin. Lineage: Eukaryota; Metazoa; Chordata; Actinopteri; Salmoniformes; Salmonidae. The coding region runs from base 100 to 915 and encodes 271 amino acids. The transcript is spliced from 11 exons. Gene Ontology annotation, biological process: regulation of long-term synaptic potentiation; regulation of presynaptic cytosolic calcium ion concentration. Gene Ontology annotation, molecular function: calcium ion binding. Gene Ontology annotation, cellular component: dendrite; terminal bouton; synapse. The record is from RefSeq and is a predicted model, not a curated record.